Messenger RNA from Paramuricea clavata, 504 nucleotides. The record is from the annotation of a GenBank genome assembly. Lineage: Eukaryota; Metazoa; Cnidaria; Anthozoa; Malacalcyonacea; Plexauridae.
CGGAUCAAAGAGGCCAGCUUGGAAAUCAUCAAAAGAGCAUUAGCCAUUUUACAAAUAUUUGCGAUCAGGUAAGUUUUACUUGUCACUUUGGGACCGGUUGUUCAAAGUUGGAUUAGCGCUAACCCUGGGUUAAAAUUUAACCUGCUGUUUUAGUUUGUGUAUUUCUACACGUCUGUUUAUUUUAAAACUUCAGAGAAGAAAACUCCUACUGAUCCAAACAAGAUUUCUGAAGAAAUAUUUCCAAUUUUAUAAACAAGUUGUCAGGAAGUUUGCAUUGAAUUUUAGGUCAACUUAGGGUUAAACUGGUUAAGCUAAUCAGCUUUCCAACAACUGGCCCCAGGACAUUAUUUGACUCGCGCACUUUUCGAGGAACAACGGUUGGGCAAGAUAACCAACUUUUUGUGUUUGUAAAAUAUUUCUAGUCAAUUUGGAUGCGCAGGUCAACAUCUGCAAGAUCAAUUACUUCAAAAAGCCAUGCAGACCCCGGUCCCGCCUUACGAGUAA